AUGAAGGUCUUUUCCAACGCAGUAACGUUCAACUACUCCUGGGAGGAGGUCUCAACCGCCAACUGGCGCAAGUACUGCCCGUGGAACGAUAAGUCAUCGCACGUCCUCGCCGUCGACACCCUCUCCCGCAACGUCGACCCGGCCACGGGCAUCCUCCGCACCGAACGCCUCAUCAGCACCAAGCAGUCGCCGCCCGAAUUCCUCAAGCCCUUCUUCGGCGAGGGUCUCUCCUACAGCCUCGAGACGUCCUACGUCGACCCCAAGACCAAGACGGUCACCAUGGUCUCUCAGAACAUGUCGUACGCCAACAUCGUCAACGUCCAGGAGACGGUUAUCUACAAGCCCAUUUCGGCCCAGAAGACCGAGUUCGUCCAGGACGCACAGAUCACCGCGCUCUGCGGCGGCUGGCAGCGUAUCAAGAACAAGAUCGAGGACUCCGCCGUUGUCCGCUUCCGCGAGAACGCCGUCAAGGGCAAGGAGGGCUUCGAGAGAGUGCUCGCCAUGAGCAGGAUGGUCUUCGCCGAGGAGCGCGAGCGUGAGCGCGGCAUCCGUGCUGCCAUGUAA
Colletotrichum karsti is the source of this 564-nucleotide messenger RNA. RefSeq names its product mitochondrial protein sorting protein. Gene Ontology annotation, cellular component: mitochondrial intermembrane space. Gene Ontology annotation, molecular function: phosphatidic acid transfer activity. Bases 1 to 564 code for a protein of 187 amino acids. Lineage: Eukaryota; Fungi; Ascomycota; Sordariomycetes; Glomerellales; Glomerellaceae. Gene Ontology annotation, biological process: phospholipid transport. The transcript has a single exon. The record is from RefSeq and is a predicted model, not a curated record.